Messenger RNA from Candoia aspera, 3084 nucleotides. It is a transcript of the gene PRELP, whose product is annotated as proline and arginine rich end leucine rich repeat protein. Lineage: Eukaryota; Metazoa; Chordata; Lepidosauria; Squamata; Candoiidae. The transcript is spliced from 3 exons. Gene Ontology annotation, molecular function: heparin binding; protein binding. The record is from RefSeq and is a predicted model, not a curated record. Bases 300 to 1409 code for a protein of 369 amino acids. Gene Ontology annotation, cellular component: extracellular exosome.
UCAAUGGGCAAGCAGGAGGACAUGCAUGUAGCUUAAAUGCUGAGCAGCUUGGCUGCCAAAGAAAGACGUUAUUGUUAUGACUCUCUCCUCCUUCCCUCGCUCCCACCCACCCUCUCUAAGAGUAUCUCGGAGGAACAGAACCAGAGAAAACACACCCGGCUUGGAGGAGGCUCUCAUUUGUACCAGGACUGGAUCAGAGCGAGGAGGAGGAGGAGGAAGGAGGAGAAAAGGGGGAAGGAAGAGCCCUCAAAGUCAAAGCACGCCCAGGCAGGCAGGAGGAAGGCAGGUGUCAACAGACCAUGAAGAGGGUUGCCAGAUUGAUUUUCCCACUCAUUCUUGUGCUGAUCUGUGAGGUGAAUGGACAGAGGCGUGUCAAGCCCCCAAAGAAGCGCCCUACUCUUUCACUUCCUGAACCAGUUGAACCGACUGAGUUGCCUCCACCUCUGCCCCCAGGACCCCCCUCAAUUUUCCCAGAUUGCCCCCGAGAAUGCUUCUGCCCCCCAGAUUUUCCUUCAGCCCUUUACUGUGACAGCCGCAACCUGAGAAAAGUCCCACUCAUCCCACCCAGGAUCCACUAUGUCUACCUACAGAACAAUUUCAUUGAUAAGCUCUCUGAAGAAUCUUUCAAAAAUGCUACAGGGGUGCGGUGGAUCAAUUUGGACAACAACCGCAUUGAUUCAGUGGGAUCUCACGUAUUAGAGAAGUUGGACAGCCUUAUAUUCCUGUACAUGGAAAAAAACCACCUUAAAGAAGUGCCCAGCAACCUGCCUCCCAAUCUUGAGCAACUUCGGCUGAGCAGAAACCGGAUCUCCAAGAUCCCUGAAAAUGUAUUCAGCAAGUUGGACCACCUCCUCCUUUUAGAUCUUCAUCAUAAUCAACUGGAUAAUGGAGACUUCAAAAAGAAUACUUUCAAGGGGCUCAAGAACCUUAUGCAGCUCAACCUGGCUCAUAACCGGCUAAGUAGGAUGCCACCUGGGGUUCCCAAAGCCAUUCACCAGCUCUUUCUUGAUGAGAAUCAAAUUGAUAAUAUCCCCAAUAAUUACUUCAAAGAUUUCUUCAACCUGGCCUUCAUCAGGCUUAAUUCUAAUAAGCUGUCUGACAAAGGAUUGCCUAUGGACUCUUUCAAUAUCACCAAUUUGCUUGUCUUGCAUCUGGCAUACAACAAUCUCACCAGCAUCCCCUACAUCAGCCCCAGGCUGGAGCACCUCUACUUGAAUGACAAUUCAAUUGAAAAAAUCAAUGGUACGCAGAUAUGCCCCACUUCUCUGUUCUCUCUUCACGAAGUAUCUUCAGAUCUUGAAAAUGUGCCUCGUCUUCGCUACCUGCGCCUCGAUGGCAACCUGCUGAAGCCACCAAUCCCUUUGGACCUGAUGCUGUGUUUCCGACUCUUGCAGUCGGUUAUAUUUUAAGCCUUGCUGCAAUUGCCACUCCUUGGGACUUUGGCUUUGCGCAGUGACUUGAUUCCAGUCUAUGUUAGACAAGGGGAACAUAUCUUACCAUCUCUACCCAGGGCCUUGCCUUUCCUGCUCCACCCUGCUUCAUUCUUCUUUGGCUGCAGGAAGCUCGUUGGAGCCCUGCUUUUAUACAGUGUUUUAUGGAGGCUUUCUGCUCCUAGAAGUGUUGCACAGAGUCUUCUGAGAUAUGUGCAGCCUCCACAGAACACCGAAGCGAUACUGCAAUAUUGACUCUGCUAUACUGUCCUUUAAUCUACAGUAUAUAUUAGAGAGAGAAGGAAGCAUGCAUAAAUGCAUCUAGCAUACAGCAUUUCUUUUACUGCCUUGCUGUCUAGAGCUUCAGAGAGGGUUACUGGUUUUCCAACAUCACCAAGCAUACAAAAUAGGUUAGAUUUGUUAUUAUGGCCAGAGAAAGGAAGGCAAUAUAACUUCAUUGAAGCGGAUACAACACUAAAGUGCCAUUGUCUAAUGAUGCUGAAUUAACAGGUGAGGGAUAUUCAGCCUUAGAGGCAGCAAUCAAAAAGGCAGCCUUAGUAGCUUUAGCAAGUGUGACCAAAUACAUAACGUACAUAGCAGGUUCCAUACUGGGGAGUCAAGGCAGUAUGUUGGAGGUGAAAUGAAGAGUGACAGAGAAUUUUUCUCCUGUCUGUGCUCUUUGGGAAGUAAAGAGUGGAUGCAGCUUUACACUGUGGGAAUGUAAUGAGCAACUAAACACAGCAUGCCCUUCAGGGCUGGUGAUGACAUGCUUAGCAGCAGUAAGUUAAAGGACUGCUCCUUCUCGCCUUCACAAUUUAACUCCACAUAAUUUGGCUGCUGGAACUCAAAUGCAGUGCUAAAGAGGAAUAAAGUAAGUCCAGUACUAGAGAGAAAUUGCCACAGAAUAGGGUGACAUACUUGAACAGGUCAGAUCCAUUAUUAUCACGAUGAUUUCAAGGGUAUCUUCGGACCUGAUUUUUUCCCCCCAAAUUGCACCCAAGAUCAUGUCAUUAAUCAGCGGAGCAACCUGUACCUCUUAAGGGCCUGUAAGGCUUUACUAGCUUUCUGUGCAUGGUAAUUAGCAACCUUAGCAACAGACGUCCAGACAUACUGAAGAAAACUCCACCCCCUCUGUUCCACAGUGAAAUGAGGAGGACCAGUAAACCAAUAAAUAACUGUUACAAUGUAAUUGAGAAAUCUUUAGCAGUGGCUGGAACCACAGUACCCAUGGCUGAUAUGGUGUCCACAAUAGCAAAACAUGGCACACACAUUUAAAAAUUUAUCAAUACUUUUGACACAGAAUCUUGCAAUAUUAUAGUGUUUGUGCAUGAGACCUGAUAAGCAUUUAGUCAUUUUUAUUUUUAUUUUAUUUUUUAACCAGGGGGGAUUGUGCAAAAUCAUAUGAUGGUACCUGGAAAUGUUGUUGAUCUGUGAGCCAUAACAGUGUGCAAACAACUUACACACAAAUUAAUCAAGAAGUAUUAGCAGACUCACCAUAUGCUGUACGGGGCAAAAAUCUCUGUUAUGGGAAAGCCAGAAAGGGUUUCCUUUCCUUUCAACACAGUCUUCCCAUUUCUUGAGCUAUUCUUUGUUUGUGUUAUACUUUGAAUAUACAAAGAAUAAAGCACUUCAGUAAGAGGCUAUGAAGUACAAA